Rhizophagus irregularis DAOM 181602=DAOM 197198 is the source of this 1541-nucleotide messenger RNA. RefSeq lists its product as uncharacterized. The record is from RefSeq and is a predicted model, not a curated record. NCBI's taxonomy places the organism in Eukaryota, Fungi, Glomeromycota, Glomeromycetes, Glomerales, Glomeraceae.
AAAAAAAAAAAGAAAGGGAGAGAAAAAUAAAAAAUGUCAAUCAAAGUAACUAAGAAUUCAAAUAUCAUUGAAGAAUCUACAAAUUUUGAAAAUUUUGAAAAUAAAAAUGUUUCAGAUGCUAUAACUCUUAUUCGUGAAUAUUACGAAAAGACUGAAUCACUUAGUAAAGAAAACAAGAAAUUAAAAGAAGAAUUUGAGGAAAUAAAUAAUUUAAUAAAUAAUCAAAAAAUCAACGCAGAACUUUCAGAAUUUAUUAAACUUUUUCAAUCUCAUAAAGAAUUACGAGAAAAGUUUAACUCUUUAUCAUCACAAAAACAAACAAUUGAACAACAACUUAAAGAAAAAACAAAUGAAAUAGAAAAAAGUGUGCAAUUAGUUGAAGCUAAAGAUAAUGAAAUAAAGAAUUUAGAAGAAACUAAUUCAAAUUUGAAAGCUGAAGCAUUAAAAUACCAAUCUGCACUUGGAGCUGCAACAAAUUUUCAAUUAGGCGAUGAUGAUAAGAAUAAUUCUGUCAGGUUAAAUGAAGAUAUUGAACAUUUACAAGAUACGUUGGAAGAUUAUGUCACCAACUUAAGAUCAAAAAUAAAGAUUAAUUAUAAAAAAGUAAACAAACUUUUCGCUCAUUAUAAUUGUAAUUUAGAAAUGAAAGCUCGAAUUAAAGAUACAACUCUCAUUAAGGCAUUAUUACAACGACAUGUAGUUGAAUUCAUUUAUGAAAAUGCAAUUAAAUAUUUCGAGGAUGUUAAGAAUACUGAUGAACCUCAAUCACUUGAAUCAGAAAUUAAUUUCAAAGUGAAUGAAUUGAUAAAUCUAACGGAUAAAUUCGCGAAAACACGGUUUGAAAGUGGUAAAGUUACUUCAGCUGUACCUAUUAAAAUAAGACAACAAAUUUAUUCAGCAUUAAGCAAUUAUGGAUUUUCUGAUAUAAUUAAUGAUAAACAAGUAAAGAGCGAGCAUAAAUUCAUCAGUCAGUUCAAGAAACAACUCAAUCAAGAAAUUGAAUCUUAUAGGGAAAUAUCGGAUCAUAAGAAGAAAAAAAAGUGUGAAGAGCUAGCCGCUAAAAUUAUUCGAGAAGUUGUUAAAUUAUUUUUUUUUCGGCUUAAAACUCAAGAACCAAUCGCGAAAUGGAAAUGGUUUAACAAUAAUGAUAAAAUUGAUUCAAUUCAAAUGACAGGAUCCUGGGAUGAUGAUGAUCUUGAAAAUGCAGUUGUUGAAAUAUGUAUUUUUCCUCUUAUUUAUAAAGAUCCUAAUUCUUACUCAACGGAAUUACAAAUUUACACUCCAGCAAAAGUUUUUAUUCGUGAUGAUAAUUCUUUUUCAUCAGAAGAAAAUGGUGAAAAUGGUGUUAACGAAGAAAAAGGUAAAGAAAGUAAAGAAAGUAAAGAUGGCAAAAACAAUAAAACUAAUAAAACCAGUAAAAGUAGUAGUAUAAAUAUUGGUAAAAUUUUUAAAUCGUUUAAUAAGAAAUAAUGUUUCACUUUAUUUGUUUAAUAUUAUAUAUUUUUUUCUUAUAUAUACUUAUACUGUAUAUAUAAUAUAGC